AUGGAUCGGCAAGAUCAUGCAAGUGAGGAUAUUGGUGCAGCGUUUCUCGGAGGUUGCAAGAAGCGUGAGCCAAAGAAGUUUGCUGGUAAGUUCCAUCGUUGCGAAAGGUCAGGGCAUAUGAAGAAGGAUUGCCGCAGGGACGAAUCUGAAGACUGUAAGAAUUAUUCAGUGACGAAUAGAAAGGCAGUUACGUUCACGGCAACUCGUGCUGAAAGUUCGUCGGAUACUGGAUCAAUACGUUUUUGCGUGGACUCGGGAAGCAGCAACCAUUUUAUCAACGAUAUAAAUUAUCUGAAAGAUAUGCGGAAGCUGAAGGAACCAAUCUUUGUAGACGUGGCCAAAGACGGUGCAUUGCUGAAAGGAGAUUACAUUGGAGAGUUCACCGGUUUAUCAAAAAGAGGCGUUGAAUUUCGUAUGAAGAAUGUGAUCGUCGUUCCGGAAUUGCGAAUGAACCUGCUACCAGUGAGGAAGUUAGCGCAAACCGGCAUCGACCUGUUAUUCUCUGGACGACGUGCGCAGUUCAAGCUCAACGACGAAGUAAUUGGCGAAGCACAUAUGAGAGCAAGUUCUUACGAGUUGAAAAUUCGGGCGGUAGAAGCAAACAAUCGGCGGCAGCAUCGGCCUCAAAUUAGAAGAAAUUUUGAAAAACAGAAACGGCCAACUGAUCCAGAGGGGGAAGCAGGAAUUCCGAAAAUUCUUCGUGAACGCGAUAUUGAAGACUCUCGUGAACAAUCCGUUGAAGAAAUCAAUGAGUUGGAUCAAUUGGAAAGGUGGAAGAAAGAAGAAACCCCUAAGGCGCUCCCUUCGCAGAAAAAACGUGACGACUGCUUGGAAUCAAACACGAGGCGUAGCGAACGGAGCGCGUGCCUCUAG
Molecule: messenger RNA, 873 nt
Organism: Aedes albopictus (Asian tiger mosquito)
Lineage: Eukaryota; Metazoa; Arthropoda; Insecta; Diptera; Culicidae
Exons: 1
Coding region: 1-873 (290 amino acids)
Source: RefSeq, a predicted model, not a curated record